AUGGCACUUAUCAAAGCCGCCGACAUCCCUUCGCUCUCUCUCCUCUACAGGCUGCGCAAACUCUCGCCUGCUGCACCCGGCACGGAGCUCCCUCCCACCCAUCUGGGCCCCAAAACCGAUACCCCCCUCCCAGCGCCGUCUAAAUCGUUCAACGACCGCGUCGGUCUGCUGCGUGGCGACAUCACGUCUCUCGUCGUGGACGCCAUUGUCAACGCGGCGAACCGCUCGCUUCUCGGAGGCGGUGGCGUCGAUGGCGCGAUCCACAGGGUUGCCGGUCCCGAGCUUUACGACGAGUGCCAGCAGCUUGGCGGGUGCAAAACUGGUUCGGCGAAGAUCACUGGGGGCUACUCGUUGCCUUCGCGCCAUGUGAUUCAUGCCGUCGGCCCGAUCUACAACCACUUGAGCCCGGACGAUUCUGAGCGCCUGCUGACGGGCUGCUACACGCGUAGUCUGGAGCUGGCUGUAGAACACGGCUGCAAGACCAUCGCCUUUAGCGCCAUUAGCACAGGAGUGUAUGGCUACCCGAGCCGGGAGGCCGCGCCGGCAGCUCUAGGCGCUAUUCGCAAGUUUUUGGCUGGGCCGGAUGGUGCCAAGCUCGAUAAGGUGAUCAUUGUCACUUUCGAGAUGAAGGACCAAGACGCAUACAAGGAGUAUAUCCCACUCUACUUUCCCCCGAGCCACCAGAGCACCAAGAACACCGCAUCCCCCGAGAAAUUCAACGGCACAAAACAAACCGAGGCCGAACUCGACGCCGAAGCUCAAGCAGUCGCCAACGAGCUCCCCAGCGCCCCCACAUCCGAACCCUCGUCCUCCCGAUCCCCCGACGAGCCAGGCCACAUCGACAAGAAACAGAAACAGUCGACGGACUAA
Molecule: messenger RNA, 870 nt
Organism: Dichotomopilus funicola
Lineage: Eukaryota; Fungi; Ascomycota; Sordariomycetes; Sordariales; Chaetomiaceae
Exons: 3
Coding region: 1-870 (289 amino acids)
Source: RefSeq, a predicted model, not a curated record